Molecule: messenger RNA, 2709 nt
Organism: Mytilus trossulus (common blue mussel)
Lineage: Eukaryota; Metazoa; Mollusca; Bivalvia; Mytilida; Mytilidae
Product: SAYSvFN domain-containing protein 1-like
Exons: 2
Coding region: 32-508 (158 amino acids)
Source: RefSeq, a predicted model, not a curated record
CUCUAAAAUUAAUAUCUCCUCAAUUGUAAACAUGGAAGAAAAAUUGGCCCAAUACAGAGCAGCAAAGCAAAAACAGUAUUACAAGACUCAAACUUUGUCCGAGAGGCUUUUUAGAUUUUGCAGCUGGAUUCAACUUCCAUAUUUCAAAAAAGAGGACAAAACAACAACAGUUGCCACUAAUGAUUAUCCAAACCAAUACGUUCUGCAACCGAAACCCAAAUCAAUAAUCCAGAAGCUCUUGGACCACAUUCCAAGAUACAUACAGCUAUCAGUGCUAUUAUCAGUGUGGUUAGGACUUUGGUAUUAUUUCAUACAGUUACAAUUUGGUGCCGUUUAUUUUGCCAUAUCUGUACUGUUCAUAAUGUACUUCAGUAUGAGGACUGAGAGAGAUCCGAAUCAUUUAAGUGCUUAUUCUGUGUUUAAUAAAAAUUGUGAGAGAAUUGAUGGAACAUUUACUGCAGAACAACUAGAAAAAGAACUGAGAUUUGGACCAGGAUCUGUUCAUUGAUAUUAAUGUACAUGAUGUAAUGAAGAUAAUUUUGUGAUUAUUCAAUAACUUAUUUGUCUCACAAACAAAAGCAGUUUUACUGUGUCUGUGUUAAUCAAUAUAUUGAAAUGUGAUCUUAAAACAUUCAUGGCAUUGGAAUGAUCUAUUUUCCUAGUUUUAAUAUUGAUUCUUGUCUUACAGCAUGAACCAUGGAUCCUUUGUACAUGUUGUAAAUCAAUUUUAAUUUAAAUUAAUCCAAAAACUUUUGAAAAAUUUAAAAGGAUGUGAAAAAAGUAAUGCUUACAUCAUCAUGUAUAUAAAGCUGAAAAGGCUUGAUCCAAGUGACUUUUGUUUAAUUCUACUAGAACAAUUUUGUCUGUAACUCCUCUUAAACAAUCAGUUUUAAAAAACUAAGACACUAUAGAUCUUUGGUAACUGUGUGAGUUGAAUGGAAAGUGCUGUGAACAUUGAAUUGUGAUACCCAGUUAUUUUGUUUAUUUCUGUAUUGGUAAUUUAUUUUUAAGGUAUGAUGAAACACAUAAAACACAUCGGUCAACCUCCAAGCCCUUACUUUAAAAGUUAAAAUCAAUCUAAAAAAAGCGAGUAUUCUGUAAAGUUGGGAGAGAAAACAAUCUUUGACUAUCUGUAAACAAGGUAAAUGCUGUAUUUAAUCAUAUUUAACAUGUUUUAAGUUUUUUCAGUAAAACUAAUAGCAAGAGUAAUUCCUGCUUAAGUUGACUCCUUUUACGAUGUCAAAUAACUUGACUAUUGACCAUGAAAGUGUUGGAUUAAUGACUUACUAUGGUGAUUAAGACAUCAACUUUCAUAAUUUAUAGCCAUAAGAAAAAGUAUAUUUUUUUAUGUCCCUCAUAUUUUUGGUGUUAGUUUGCCAUCUGUAUUGCAAUACAACUGUUUAAUCCAUUUUAUUUUAUUUUUAUUAGAACUAACUUUGUACUGUCCCAUGAUCCUGUGUAUUUAUUAUUUUACUUUUUUUUGAGAAUGUUUUAUAUAUUGAGGUUUACUGAUACCACUAUAACACAUACUGGGGAUUCAUUAUUAUUUGUUGCAUAUCAAUUUUUGUGGAUUUCAUGGGUACGGUGGAACCAAUUUGUUAAAUUUUCUAUUGGAAUAUGUGCAGAAUUUUGCAAAACCACGAAAUUUAAUAUCCCAAGAAAUUGCAAGCUUUUCCUAAACCACUAUAAUUUGUAUUCACAAAAAUAAACUAGCCCACAAUAGUUAUGGUAGUCUCAGUUGCAAAAGUACUGACAGGAUGAGAUAUCUGAUGUAUAUAUUCAUUGUUUGUCUCGAUAUGCUGAGUUGAGAUUUUGAAAUCUUAACACUAAAUAAAAAAUGACUUAUUUGCAUAAAUGUACACUGAAUCUCUCAAUACAAAUUAACCUUUAUACUAGAUCUGAAUCAAAUCAAAUAAAUAAUUAAACUUUUAUUGUUACCCUGGUUUACAGAUGUGUGUAUGGAAAUAAUGAUCUGUUUAUUUAAAAAUAAACAUUUAUCAUCAGACAUCCCUGUAACUUGUGGAGUGGAUAAUGGUUGAGUUAAGUUUUGCUUAACCUUAUCAUUUUAUUACAAAAAGUUUAUUUGAGGUCAUAUAUUACAAUAUGUACAACUAUCUGAGAUGGUGGUGGCUCAUUUGGUUGAAUGACACUUAUUUUGUGCAGCUCAGAAUGUUGAUCAUUUUGAAAUUAUCACUACCCAAGUAAAUUUAUCUUUCAAUAUUUUUAUCUAGAAUCAGUAAAUGUCUAUUCCAUCCAUGUAGUCUUAUUUCGGAUUUGCUUGACCCAUUUUCAGAUCCUGGUAAAUGAUAUAUAUAUUUUUUGCACUUGUUAGGGUUAUGCAUCAAAUAUUUACCACUGGACAUUAAGCCAUCAAUUUGUUAAUCAUUUACCCUAACCUCAAUUUCUUUAUCAUUAUUUUCAUUUUUGGUGGAAAGGGAGAGCACUAUUACAUAUUUUUUUUAUAUCAAAAUCAUAGUUACAUUGUAGAUGCAAACAGUUAUUUCCCAUGAAAUAUAUCAUUGUUUUUAUGCUUAUUUUGUUAAAAAAACCCACCAAAAAACAACAAAUGGAAUGUCAUGUAUUUUUUGUUUAAUUGUGCAAUUGUGCAGAUAGGACUAAAUGUAAAAUAUUUAUAUACAUUGUUGUAUUUAUAAAUUGUGUAUUUUUGUUUUAAUACCAAUUUUGUCAUUUGGUUGAGCAAUUCUUUUU